Molecule: messenger RNA, 939 nt
Organism: Rosa rugosa (rugosa rose)
Lineage: Eukaryota; Viridiplantae; Streptophyta; Magnoliopsida; Rosales; Rosaceae
Product: putative pentatricopeptide repeat-containing protein At1g12700, mitochondrial
Exons: 2
Coding region: 1-939 (312 amino acids)
Molecular function (GO): protein binding
Source: RefSeq, a predicted model, not a curated record
AUGAUUACCAGAGGUAUUGCUCCAACCAUUGUUACUUACAACUCUUUGAUUCAUGGAGUUUGCAAUAUAGGCCAGUGGAAACAAGCUACAAGGCUGUUGGAUGAAAUGUUGAGUAAAGGUAUCUUUCCAAAUGUCGUCACCUUCAGUGUCUUGGUUGAUACAUUCUGUAAGGAAGGGAUGGUUGUGGAAGCCAAAACUGUGCUUGAGAUAAUGAUUCAAAGAGGAAUUGAGCCCGAUAUCAUUACUCACAACUCAGUUACUGGUAAAAAGAUCGAUCAGGCUUACAAGAUUUUCAACGAAAUGCCUCGUAUGGAACUUGUUCCUGAUACCGUUACUUAUACCACUCUUAUUGAUGGUCUUUGCAAAGCGGGGAGAAUUCAAGAAGCAGAAAAGCUCUUGUCUCAGAUGCAAGGUUGUGGCCAACAUCCAAAUGUCCAAACUUAUGCUGUUUUACUUGAUGCCCUGUGUAACAACCAGCAACUUUCUACGGCAAUAGAAUUGCUUCAAGAGAUGGAAGCCAAUAAAGUAGAACUUAAUAUUGUAGUUUACACUCUUGUUAUUGAAGGUUUCUGCAAAGCUGGAAAAAUUGAACCCGCAAGAGAUCUCUUCUGUGGUUUGUCAUCAAAAGGAGUUCAGCCUAAUGUGAGAACAUACAAUAUAAUGAUUCAUGGACUUUGUCACGAUGGCCUAUUAGUUGAAGCAGAAAAGUUUCUGAGAGAAAUGGGAGGGAAAGGCUGUUCUCCAGAUGGUUGCACCUAUAACAUCAUUAUCCGAGGGUUCUUAAAUAACAAUGAGACAUCAUGGGCUAUAAAACUUAUUCAAGAAAUGCUUGAGAGGGGUUUCUCUGCAGAUGCAUCAACUAUGGAAUUGAUAAUUGUUUUAUUUUCUAAGGAUAUAGUAGAUCCGGCUUUGUUGCCGCUGUUAAAAGAUUCACAAUAA